Molecule: messenger RNA, 186 nt
Organism: Alternaria rosae
Lineage: Eukaryota; Fungi; Ascomycota; Dothideomycetes; Pleosporales; Pleosporaceae
Exons: 2
Coding region: 1-186 (61 amino acids)
Source: RefSeq, a predicted model, not a curated record
AUGAAGGCUACCACCAUCAUCGCCGCUCUUCUUUUCGGAGCCACCAUGGCCGCCCCUGGAGCUUUCUCGCUCAAGCGCUCCUUCAUCGAGGCCGACACUAGCGUCGAUAGCGGCAAUGCCGCAGACGCCGGUACUCUCACAGCCUGUGUCGAGUGUCCAUGCAACGUAGACUCUCUCCUCUGCUAG